Messenger RNA from Abrus precatorius (Indian licorice), 762 nucleotides. RefSeq lists its product as uncharacterized. Gene Ontology annotation, molecular function: nucleic acid binding. NCBI's taxonomy places the organism in Eukaryota, Viridiplantae, Streptophyta, Magnoliopsida, Fabales, Fabaceae. The coding region runs from base 1 to 762 and encodes 253 amino acids. The transcript is spliced from 6 exons. The record is from RefSeq and is a predicted model, not a curated record.
AUGAAGAGGGAUGUGACUGAAUAUGUGGCUAGAUGCCUAACUUGCCAGAAGGCGAAGACCAGGAACAAUCAUGAUGCCAUUUGGAUGAUAGUGGAUUGGUUGACUAAGGCUGCAUACUUUCUCCAAAUUAACAUGAAGUAUAAGUUAGAGAGGUUGGCGAACUUGUAUGUACAGAAGAUAGUCAGGCUACAUGGAGUGUCGAUCAGUGUUGUGUCAGAUAGAGAUCUGAGGUUUACCUCGAGGUUUUGGGAGAGCCUGCAACGGGAGUUGGGGACUAAGCUGAGACUGAGCUCGGCUUAUCACCCACAGACUGACAGCCAGACCGAUAUAAUUACCAUGCUAGUAUUGGGAUGGCGCCAUUUGAGGCUUUGUAUGGGCAGAGGUGCAGAACUUCGUUGUGUUGGUAUGAAACUGGGGAAAUGGUUCUGUGUCUCACCUGUGACCGGAGUUGGGAGAGCUCUGAAAUCUCAGAAGCUAUCUCUUAAGUUCAUUGGGCCAUUUGAACAAUAUGUGUCAGAUCCUUCACAUGUGAUUGAUCUUGACUCGGUCCAAGUUAGAGAAGACUUGUCAUAUGACAUGCAUCCUGUAAGGAAAGUGGAUCUCUGUGUUAAACAGCUGAGGGGCAAGGAGAUCUCAUUGGUGAAGGUUUUAUCGAUGUGGCAAUGGCGACUUCUUAUCACCGCCACUGCAAACAUCACCUUCUUCUAUCAUGAUAGCCACCACGUUUUCAUGUCUUACAAUGAUGGUGCAAUGUCAUUGUAG